Syngnathoides biaculeatus (alligator pipefish) is the source of this 6624-nucleotide messenger RNA. RefSeq names its product potassium voltage-gated channel subfamily B member 2-like. Gene Ontology annotation, molecular function: protein binding; delayed rectifier potassium channel activity. Gene Ontology annotation, biological process: protein homooligomerization; potassium ion transmembrane transport. The coding region runs from base 562 to 3099 and encodes 845 amino acids. Lineage: Eukaryota; Metazoa; Chordata; Actinopteri; Syngnathiformes; Syngnathidae. The record is from RefSeq and is a predicted model, not a curated record. The transcript has 2 exons. Gene Ontology annotation, cellular component: voltage-gated potassium channel complex; membrane.
GAUUGUUUUCAUGUGUGCUGAGUGUGUGACAAGUGCGCAAUAGCGCAGUGGCACAGCUUAGAGGGAACAUUGUUCAAGACUACACAAAAUAAGCGACGUCUUUCAAUAACUAUAUAUUUCUACUCAUAACAAAUGUUACGUGCAUGAUUUUUUGUGCUCGACUGUGCAGAUUUGCGAGUGCGAUGGCGCGUAGGCGCAUAUGCGCCCGUCAAAUCACAGUGACUGUAACUGUAUUUGUUCUACUAUUUAAGUAUUUAAGUCAAAAUAACUGCUGUGAGAAAAAAAUUUGAAUCAGCAACUGGUGAAACACCUUUGGAACUUAUUAGGGUUAGAAUUAAAUUUCAUGCACAAAGUAUCUGAAAUCAUGUAAUCAUAUUGCAUUGCGUUCUGACCGGCAAAUUUCCUUUUCUCCUGUAGCCAUGGACCUAACUCAAAGUUCUACUAUCUGAAAAGAGCUGGGUGAGCUUUGUGGGCCCGAGCCAUUUUGUGCCCACCAGCCACCAUAAAAUUACUUGAACCAGGAAACCUCACAUCUAUUAGUAGAGUUCACCCAGCACAAACAUGGCAGACAAGGUGCUCUACAGUACACCAAAAGCCACCAAUCAGCCCACAGUGGUUCCAGUACUCCCCCCUGAACCCAUCGACAUCAUCCGCGUCAAGGCACGAUCUCGGCGAGUCAGGCUCAACGUUGGAGGUCUAAUGCAUGAAGUUUUAUGGCGAACGCUGGACCGCCUACCCAGAACCCGUCUGGGACGGCUUAGAGACUGCAACACCAACGAGUCAUUGCUGGAGGUCUGCGAUGACUACAGCCUCACUGAAAAUGAAUAUUUCUUCGACCGCCAUCCUGUUGCCUUCUCUUCUAUUCUCAACUUCUACAGAACUGGGAAACUGCACAUGAUGGAGGAAAUGUGCGCCCUGUCUUUUGGCCAGGAGCUCGACUAUUGGGGCAUCGAUGAGAUCUACCUGGAGUCAUGCUGCCAGGCACGGUACCACCAGAAGAAAGAACAGAUGAAUGAGGAGCUAAGGAGGGAGGCAGAGACUCUGAGAGACAAGGAAGGGGAGGAGGAGGAGGAACUGGGCUGCUGUCCUGACCAGAGGCAGAAACUCUGGGAUCUCCUGGAGAAACCCAGCUCAUCUGUGGCAGCAAAGAUCCUGGCUAUGAUCUCCAUCCUAUUCAUCAUUAUUUCUACAAUUUCAUUGUCGCUCAACACUUUGCCAGAGCUGCAAGUUGUGGAUGAAUUUGGCCAGUUUAAUGACAACCCAAGUCUAGCCCAUGUGGAAGCGGUAUGCAUUGCCUGGUUCACUAUGGAGUACUUGUUGCGCCUGCUGUCAGCACCCAACAAGUGGAAUUUCAUCAAAGCACCACUAAAUAUUAUUGAUUUGCUGGCUAUAUUGCCUUACUAUGUGACACUCUGCCUCACUGAAUCUAACAAGAAUGUAAUGCAGUUCCAGAAUGUACGCCGUGUGGUCCAAAUCUUCAGAAUAAUGAGGAUUCUGAGGAUACUGAAGCUGGCCAGGCACUCCACGGGACUCCAGUCUUUGGGCUUCACUUUGCGAAGGAGCUACAAUGAAUUGGGUCUGUUGAUCCUCUUCCUAGCUAUGGGCAUUAUGAUCUUUUCUAGCUUGGUUUUCUUUGCUGAGAAAGAUGAGGAUGCCACCAAAUUCACUAGCAUACCUGCCUCUUUCUGGUGGGCUACAAUUACAAUGACCACUGUUGGUUAUGGAGACAUAUACCCUCAAACCUUGCUGGGGAAGAUUGUUGGAGGGCUCUGCUGCAUAGCCGGUGUGUUGGUCAUUGCCCUUCCUAUUCCAAUCAUUGUCAACAACUUCUCUGAGUUUUAUCGAGAGCAGAAGAGGCAGGAGAAGGCUAUCAAGAGGAGAGAAGCACUUGAAAGAGCCAAACGAAGUGGGAGUAUCGUUUCUAUUAAUCCCAAAGAGGCUUUUGCACGUAACAUGGAACUCACAGAUGUGCUGAUCGAAAAGAAGGAAGAUAGUAAGUGUCCAGUGGACAACCACUUGUCACCAAGUCGCUGGAGUUACCAUAAACGCUACUCCAAUGCAGAUUUAGGCAGCCCAAGCCAAUCAAAACUCUCAUCACUUUACCAGGAAGUGGGCUCACCUGAUGGACCUAAGCCCUCGACUAACAAAGCCAUCUCUCAAAACCUCAGCAUUAAGACAGUAGAAUGUGCUUAUGACAAGGCAACUCUUUUCCAGGAGAAGGACGACAAAUGUAUUGAGGAAAAGGUGGGGAUGAACAUGUUACAAGGCCCCCAAACCCAAGAAACUCCAUUAACCAGAAGUGCAAGUACAUUCAACAACAUGGCUGAGGAUUUUUCAGGAGAAAGAGAAGAAAAAAGUUCUGUGAUUUCCAGUGUUGCGGUUACUCAAAGUAGUGCAAGACAUCUGUGUGCACCCCCUCCAUUGGACCUGAGUCAGAUUAGUGCAGUGGAGACACAUAAGACCACUGACAGCACCCAACCAGUGACAAUUAUAAAAGAGGGGUUGUACAAGUUUGUGUCCAGCCCCAGCGUGAACACCACUUCAGACAGCACCUGCAGCACUUCAACAGAUUAUGGGACCGUGCAAAAGACAACAGAACACAAAGUUGACCUCAUUGGAAGCCAAGAUGAUGUGCUUAUGGCAGUGAUGAAACCAUUGGCCACCUCCGCCUCUGCUGGCACAGCCAAGCUCUCUCAGAAAUUGUUAGAUGACAGGGUUUCCAGAUUUUCAUCACGGCUCAGCUCUGGAACACAAGACACUAAAUCCCCACUGGCCCUGCUACAAUCUCCAUCCCUGGUUGGGCAAUCUGUUAGUCCAAGCAAUUCUCAGGGGGAAGGUGAAGGCUCAGCAACCAAGAGAUUAGAAGGUGAAGGGCAGCUCAGAGGCUUAAGCCAUCAGAGGAAGAAUCACAUGGAGAAGUCUACUAUCAGAUCAGGAAGCUGCACUAGCCCUCUGUCAAAGACCAACUUGCUCAAUUGUUCCCAGGAGCUGGUAACUAUGGAGGGAGGGGGAAGGGAGGCAGCACCUCAGGUUGGGGAGAGACAAGAAAACCACAUACUAGAUAGAAGUCUGUCACCCUCGAAUGAAACUAGCAUGUGAGCCCAAGUGUACAGGGCUUAAUUAAGUGAAGGGGUAGGGCUACUGAAAAUUACCAUAACUCUAUGGAAGGGAUGAACUUUUGUCAUAUCCCUCUCAGUACUUCUACUACUACAAAUUAUUGCCUGAUAUGUGUGUAUCUCUGAAUAUGAGGAAAGUAGGGCAUUCCUAUAUACUGCCAGUGUACAAUCUAAAGAACAUUGUCACAAGAAAGUACGUUUAUUUUUACAUUAACACUUAGGGCUCUAUUUUUGUGACCGGUGUAAAUCCAAAGUGGCAAGUGGUGCAAAUUUUUGUGGAGGUUGGUUAGACCAGAAUUUCGUGAUUUUGCAGACAUGUUUAUGAACGGAAUAUUUAAAAAUUGGUGGUCUGCACCAUUGUGGGAGUGAACACAUCUGACUUUAUUUAGCGUGUAUCAAAGCAACUCCUCUCAUUCCCUUUAAAUGCAUCACAAUGACAGUCUCGCAUGGAGACCUGGAAUCGUCGUGCAGAAGAGGAUGCAGUGAGACUGGAGCUUUGCCACUGCUGUUGGCUUUUGUGACAUUAGAUAAUGUGAGUGAUUACGCUUAUUAAAUACAGAAUGAGCUCAUGUUAAAUAUUUCUUCACACUUAAUGUAUCUGUCUCCACCCCAGAUCAUUUGUGCCCACGGCAUCCCCAUUAACUAAGUGUUGGCCAAAUGGAUGAUUGAAAAAUACAUACAUUUAUUCAUCUUCCUUUCUGCUUAUCCUCAAUGCGAUCGUGGGCAUGCGAGAGUCUACCCCAGCAAUCUUCGGGUGAGAGUACAUCCUGAACUGGUCACCAGCGAAUUGCAGGGCACAUACUGUACAACAAACAAACCAUUCAUACUUACGGGCAGUUUAGAGUUUAAAAAAAAAACUACCUUCCAUGUUUUUGGGAUGUGGGAAGAAACCGGAGUGCCCGGAUAAAAACCCAUGCAGGCACAAUCUGAAUCACGCUAGACCAGGAGUCUACCUAUUGUGCCGGACUUGCGUUCACAGCAGGUAUAAGGUUAGACUGACUUUCUGCCACCAAGAUGUCACGUGCACAAGAGGCUGUCAAAGGCUGGAGCUCCGGUACAACUAGCUUGCUGCAGACCGGUUUGCCAAAUUAGCAUACACACACAGCAAGCCUUACACUAGAAUGUCCCGCCACAAAUACAUCGACUAUGAAAAUAGAGCCCUCAGAAAACCCUAAUCAUAUCUGACCACAGACAUCUUUACGUGUGAACAUAAACAAAGCUGCGAGUGAAUGGACAUAAAAUUUGUCAUCCGCACAUCCAGUGCAUCCCUUUCUAUUAUUUUAUAUUUGGACUAUGACACUAAUGCAUACAGUACAUAAUAAUUCAGUAAAUGUAUCUUUCACAAUACAUGAAUAUUUGCUCCAUGACUCAUCAGUCUCUCAGGUAUUACAUAAUAUAUUUGAAAUGCACCCCGAAACAUUGUCAAACAUUGGUUGAUCCAUGCUGUAUAUUUGUAUGCAUGUACAGUAUUUAAUUUUUUUACCCCCUUUUCUAUAAUGCCUCAAAAUAAGUUACAGUAUGUCACGGGGACGAAUGAGGAACAGUAAGUUAUUCUAUUUGAUCUUUGUACAGAGGGGGACAAUUAGAGAGUAACGAGUUUAUAAAGAGUAAUGAUUUAUCAAAAACUGAAUAGACUUAUUAGAUCGUGUCACAUUAUCUCACUUUGAAUGGAGUCAUGAAACUCUCCCCCGAGUUCCAAGUCUGAGGCUCCUGUCAUAAAGAGUGUCAUAGAAAAUCAAGGGGCCUUGACACAUUCCAGAGCCCAUCACUUACUCACGUGUAAGUAAAUGCACUUGUGCAUGCAUUUAAACUAUUUGGUCUCUAUGAGACUUGUUUAUCUUUUAAUCUAAUCGUGUUUAUUGUAUGUUUGCCAUCAUUGUCAUUUGAGUUUGGAUCUCUUUGGGCCAGUUUAGUUGGUGCCAUCUGAAAUAGGUGUGUAGGCCAAGAAACAUAAGCAAUAAAUGGCCCAGUGCUUUGCCCAAUAUUUUCUUAUAUGCAAAUGAUAUUAUGUUAGUGUCUGAUUUAUUGUCUUAUUUUCUCUCACAUUGGAAUACUGAUGCCAGAGUCUAUCCAGAGUGCUAACCAAGGCUUCAGUCUCUUACAAUAUAAAUUAAAUGCAUAAUGUCAAAUGAAGUUAUGGAUUAAACUCUUGAUUUGACAACAGAGGAUUACUAAUUGUAUACGUAAUUUCAACAUUCAUGAAUCUGAAUUACUUUGACAGUUCAAAUCACAAAAGGUGUGAAUUAAUCUGAGGGAAUUUGUCCAGUAUGUUAUCUCACUGGACCUUUAACAAUGUCCACUUUAUUUUGAACAAACUGAUCAACCCAGAUUCUUACAAAGAUACACCAGUGUUUUGUGGAAGUAAUAGCACGUUUCACCAAUUUGCUUGCAAGUCCCGUAAAGGCUGCACCACACCACACUUUUUGAAAAAUUAUAUUACUUUAUGAAUGUGUGAGUAUGAGUGUUUUUAGAGUUACUUUAAUUAGAAAGAGUUCCCCUUAAUGCCACCUUCAGGAUAACUGAAUGAUGGCAUUUUCACAUCUCAUGAAUGCUUUCUGAUGCAUCACAUGUUCGCAUUAAUGCAUGGCUCACAUUUGUAUUAUCUAUCAGAUUCCCUUGUAUGGACAAAAUGUCAUAGAGAUGUAUAUUUUGAGCAUUGGUACAAACACAUUAAACAUGAACCAUGAAAUGUGGGUGUAAAUACAUACACAGACUAUGUGGACUGACGCAUCUCAAUUCUCAUACCAGUGAUUCACUGUAUUUUUAUAAGACAACGGCGCUGCAUUUUUUUUUUGACAACUAGAUACAUUUAAACAUGGGUGCCUUUUCAUAAAUAGACCAUUUAUGAGAAGGUGGAAGAAAAAAAACUGUACCGUAAGAGUAAGGAUAUUUUCUUUUUUUAUUAUUUAAUGGACACAUGUUGAUAUGCAAAUCCUCUAGUUUUGUCGGACUUGAUUGUUGGACAGUACUUCACUUAACCUCAUUGUUUCUCAUCUAGAAAUAUGGCCUGCAGUUUUAACCUCACUGUGCCGCAACGUCACUAUAAUUUUUGUUUUGAGUUUGCUAGUAAAUUCAGCUUGAAACAAAUGUACUACACCAUCGCAAUUACAAUGUGUAUGCAGUGCACUACUGAUCUAAGUAUACCACUCAUACAGUCAGGCCUUAGUAGGUGUCCUUCACCUGCAGCAUCUGUAAAUAGAUCCAAUGUGGUUGGAUUACAUUCAAUAAUUAAGAAAUGUAACUAUGAGAUUAAAAAAUCACAAUAUUAACUGAUGAAGUCACAUUUAUAAUACUUUAGUCUUGUCAAAGACAAAGUUGUACACAACCACAUUUAACACAAACUGUAUGUGCAAGUGUUGCCAUCAUCAUCUAAAUAUUGCAAAUGGCCAACAAACCUUGACAAUUGCCCCCCCCCCCAUAUUUCAGUUCACCAACAGUUGUUUUUGUGAGAUUUGUCAUCUUUCUAGUGUAACAGAAAUGUAAUAAUUAGUCAAGUGCAUUAAUUGAG